AUGGCAGAGUUGGUUGGGAGUUUAAGCAAAACCAUAUCUCGCAUCGAAGAGUAUACUCGACAGCCAGAGUUUAGAGACGCGACUUUGGAGCAGGUAAAGGUCCGGGCGGACAAGUUGGAGAAAUAUUAUGAGCGUUUCAUAGAAGCGCACCAAAAGCAAGUAGAACGUGCACCUAAAAAGGCAAAUAAGUAUGAUGAAAUGGCUGCGCAGGUUGAAACACUUUAUUUUGCAGCACAUUCGGCUCUUAUAGCCAAAGUAAAUGCUCUAACGCCAGCUCCACCUUCCGCGGUACAACAACCGCUGGCAGUGCAGGUAAACUGGCCUUAUCAGCAACAUGAUUUAAAAAAUACGUGGGGAGAAUUCGACGGGACAAUCACGAAGUGGUCCGGUUUCCGUGACCGGUUUAUAGCAGCUAUACACAGCAAUGACAAUGUUUCGCCUGCAUUUAAAUUUUCGUAUUUGAAAAAGUCCUUGGUAGGGAAGGCGGCGCGAACGCUGGGGGAAUGGCAACUAACUGACGACAAUUAUAUUGAAGCGUGGGAUCGGCUUAAGCAGUUGUAUGAUAGAAAGUAUCCAAUCUGCCGAGAGCAUUUGCGUCAACUGUUUCGCUUGCCGGCCGUUGAGGGUUCACCGCGGCCUAAUGACUUACAACGCAUGUCGAAUGUUACACACGAAGCAUUACGUCAGCUUCGUGCUCAGGGAAUUCCUGUAGAAGGUUGGGACAUGAUUAUUGUUCAUAUACUCCAUGAGCGGCUAGAUGCGGAGACUAGCAAACAAUGGGAACUCCAACGUCAAUCGGAGACGCCAACAAUCAAGCAAAUGUUAGACUUUUUGGAUCGCCAGGCAUCUGCUCUGGCAAAUGUAGCUGAUGUACGUCGAUCGCGUAUCCAUAUUGGACGCGAGGCUACAGGUACUAGCCGCGGUUUAGAUGGUAACGGAGAGCGUGCUAGGCGAAAUGAGGGGUCAUAUAGCACAGCUGUUAAAAAAGCUAUUGCUUGUGCUGCAUGUGGGCGUGAUCAUGCAAUUUGGACGUGUGGUGAAUUUAUGGGCCUUACCUUACGAGCACGCGAGGACUUGGUAAAUAAGAAUAACCUUUGUCGAAAUUGCUUAAAACGUGGCCAUACGGCUGGCAGUUGCUUUCAAGGUGUUUGCCCACGUUGCUCAGGGCAGGUGAAACACAAUAGCCUGCUGUGCCCUAAAAAGGAAAUAACGAAACAUGCACUUAUAGUUAAGGAUGUAGAUGCUUCUUAUACACGCAAAGACAAGAGAUGCUCAACGAAACGACAGCGAGAUGUAGCUGUCAGUCGCGUUUAUACUGCACAGGUUAAUCAUCCCGAAGAUUUUUCGGAUAUCGACAACGAGAUCAAAAGAGUUGAUAAGCAAUUGAGUUUACUUCAUAAGCAAGAUCAAUUGUUAAAGAAGCGCAAGGUAGUUUUCGAACAGGAAAAAGAUUGUAAUACGAGUAAUAUCAAAGAGAGAGAAAUAAAUGCUAAUCAGCAGUAUGGCGGUUCGUUUAACUUUGGUUUAGAUUUAAUGCCUGCUCUGCUGCCGACUGUUAUGAUCAGGUUAGAAGCGGAUGGGCAAUGUAUCGGACCUGUUCGAGCAUUAUUAGAUUGUGGGGCGCAGCCGAACUUGAUUGCGUCUAGCCUGCAUAACAGGUAUAAACUCCCUAGUUUGCCAGCCACACACAAGAUGAUUGGAAUUGAGGGGCAGUCUAUCGAUGUAAGUCGGCGAGUAGUUUUGAAAGUAAGGCCAUGGUUUGACUCAGGCAGCUAUAUAGAGGAAGAAUUUUGGAUAUUGCCUAGUGAAAAUAACUGGGAACCUGUACUGCCGAAUACUGUGGGUAGGGCACACCCUAUAAGUAAGUCUCUGUCUAUGCAGUUCGCUGAUCCAGAGUAUUGGAAGCCUGAGAAAGUACGCGUUAUUCUCAAUGUUAAAGUAUUUGCAAAAGUCUUGGUCGCAGUGCAUCCCGUGCAGUCAGAAGGGACGGCGCUUAUAGAAACUCGUUUAGGUCUAGUCGUCUGCGGUACUCAGGUUCCAAUUGAUGGCGGCACAGGCACACCGACUUCAUAUAUUAAUUGUACAAUUUCUGAAGAUCUUGGUGAGCUGGUUAAGCGGUUUUGGCAAUUAGAUGAAAUUGCUACGUGUUCCAAGCGCACUGAAGAAGAAGAAAAGGUCGAACGAAUUUUUUUAGAAACAUAUUCUCGUGAUAGUACAGGAAGAUUCACGGUCACAAUUCCAAUAAAAGAGAAUAUAAGCGAUAUUGGGUGUUCAAGGGAUAUUGCACUGCAGCGUUUUUGGUCUUUGGAAAAAAGAUUGAGCCGAGAUUCUGAAUUGAAAAAACAAUAUGUCGAGUUCAUGAGGGAGUAUGAGCAACUAGGUCACAUGGAGCAAGUUUCCAAACCAGCCACGCCGGGUGAGAUGGUAUACUACAUCCCUCAUCACUGCGUAAUUAAGAAAUUUAGAGUAGUUUUUGAUGCCAGCUGCAGAACAAAUAAGGGCAUUUCUCUAAACGAUGUACAGAUGUUGGGCGAAAAGCUACAGCGCGAUCUAACAGAAAUUAUUAUGAGAUUCCGUAGGCAUAAAUUUGGGGUCAUUGGCGAUAUUAAGAUGAUGUUCCGUCAGGUGCUCAUCAACAAAGAGCAGUGGAACUUGCAACGCAUUUUUUGGAGGGAGUAUAGCAGUGAACCUUUGAGAGAGUAUUGCUUGAAGGUUGUUACUUAUGGAAUGACAUCGUCAGCUUUCAACGCAGUUCGAGCGGUUAUACAGUGCGCACGAGAUGCGGCCGAGGAAUUUCCAGAAGCCUCUAGGAUAAUUGAAAAUGAUUUGUAUAUGGAUGAUUGCAUUACCGGAGCAGAAAGUGAAGAUAAAGCGAUAGAAAUGGCGAAAUCAGUGCAAAAUGUGUUAGCAGGGGGAGGUUUUCAAAUGAGAAAGUGGAAAUCGAACUCCAAAACACUGAUAACAGACAUGCGGUCGGAUGAAGAAGAGGACAGUAUGUUCAUAGACGAGGAAAGAGCCACAGUUCUAGGACUUAAAUGGAAUAUUGCUCGAGAUCAAUUCACCUUUGUUGUAAAGACUCCCGAGGUUGAAGGUUUGGUUACCAAAAGGAAAAUUUUGAGCUUGGUGGCGCAGCUUUAUGACCCUAACGGGUACAUAUCUCCUGUUACAAUGAUGGGGAAAGUACUGAUACAAGAUUUGUGGCGCCUUGGUAUAGAAUGGGAUACACCUGUGGGUAACGAAAUAGAAGAGAGAUUCAAAAGAUUUUGGGAAGAUAUGAAAUGCCUGGAGGGGUUCACUUUGGAUAGAUGGAUCGGCACUGGUGAUGGUCAACGUGUUGAGCUGCAUGGGUUCUCUGACGCGUCAACAUUAGCAUAUGGUGCCGUAAUUUAUGUACGUGUGGAAAACGGAAACGGAGUCGCGAAAACAACCUUGCUUGCAUCCAAAUCACGGGUAGCGCCCAUGAAAACUGUUUCAGUGCCCAGGUUGGAGUUGGCUGCCGCGGAGCUUUUAUCACGUUUGCUGGUUGAGGUUAUGAGAGCUAUGGAAUUUUCUGAAAUAAAGUAUACGUUGUGGACAGACUCUCAGGUGGUAUUGCACUGGAUUGGUAAAAUUCCACGGGACUUGAAAACGUUUGUAGCAAAUCGCGUUUCGUCGAUACAAACGAACACUGAUAUAAAAAGAUGGAGAUACAUUAAUACGAAAGAUAAUCCAGCCGAUCUAUUAAGUCGCGGUAUGAGGCCAUCAGAUAUUAUAAACAAUAAGCUGUGGGUACAAGGUCCGGAGUGGUUAAAUCAGGAAUCGACGUGCUGGCCUGAUUGUGUGUUUGUGCCAAACACAGCGGCGGAGGCUGAAGUUGAGUUUAAAGUGUUUUCGGUAUCAAACACCAAGGAGCCAUUGCAGAUUUCCAGACGUACUGCGAAGCAGAAGGUAGCAAUAAUAGACUAUGUUGAUAAAUUGGAGAGAGCGGUCAAUAUUGUUGCCUAUCUAUUUAAAUUUAUUGCGAACGCAAAAAUGCAUGCAGUAGCGACGAGGAGGAGAAGAGGUGAAAUGGAGUGCGUAGCAUUAAGUAAUGAGCACAGAGUCAAGGCGAUGAAUUUCCUAGUACGACAGGAGCAAGAGACAUUUUACGACAAAGAGAUUGCGUGCCUAAAAAGUGGCAAACCAAUUGCGGAGAAGAGCAAAAUUGAGUCUUUGAAACCGAUACUAAGAGACGGUCUUCUCAGGGUUCAUGGCCGUUUGAAAAAUUCAAACCUAAGUGAGAAUAUGCGUCAUCCUGUAAUUGUCCCCGGAGGAUCAAGAUUGGGAUGGCUGAUCAUGGAUCAUGCUCAUCGGGAAACUAAGCAUGGCGGUGUCCAGGUGAUGAUGCAGUUCAUUCGGCAGUGUUAUUGGAUUCCACGUCUGCGUAGCUCAUUGAGACAAUAUUUGCAUAACUGUGUGACUUGUGUACGACACAGUCGUCGAAUUGAAUCGCAAUUGAUGGCAGAUUUGCCUGCCGACCGAGUAAGAGCAGGUAAACCGUUUUUGCACGUUGGGGUUGACUAUGCAGGGCCUAUGGAUAUUAAGAUGAUUGAUAGAGAAGGUAGCCAAAUCACGAGACAAAAGGUAUGGAUCGCUGUAUUCGUAUGCCUGAAGACACGGGCCGUUCAUUUAGAUAUUGUGAGCGACCUAACAACGGUAGCAUUUAUUGCCUGUUACGAAAGAUUUGUUGCUCGUCGUGGACGAUGUGAACGAAUUUACAGCGACAACGGUACAGCGUUUGUGGGUGCAGCGAAGGAAAUGAGGCGAGCGGUGGAUAAUUGGUAUAAGAAGGAGAUGUUCCAGCAUUUGUCAACACAGGGUACUGAGUGGCAGUUUAUGACGCCGGCGGCCCCGCACCAGGGCGGAAUAUAUGAAGCUGCGGUCAAAUCAAUGAAGCACCAUCUGAUUCGAGUCAUCGGGCUUCGAGUGUUACCUUUCGAGCAAUUACAGACAUUACUUACACAAAUCGAGGCAAUACUUAAUUCUCGUCCCCUACAAGCUUUGAGUGAUGACCCAGACGAUCUUCAAGCUCUUACACCUGGACACUUCCUGACCGGAGAGCCAUUGGUUUUACCUUUACCUUUUGAUGUAUCAGACACGUCUUCAGCUAAGGGGAUGCAGCUUUGGAGAGAAAGACAGCGCAUCGUGAAAACGUUUUGGGAAGAUGGCACAAUGAAUACCUGA
This is a messenger RNA of Rhagoletis zephyria (snowberry fruit fly), 5202 nucleotides long. RefSeq lists its product as uncharacterized. The record is from RefSeq and is a predicted model, not a curated record. NCBI's taxonomy places the organism in Eukaryota, Metazoa, Arthropoda, Insecta, Diptera, Tephritidae. Gene Ontology annotation, biological process: DNA integration. Gene Ontology annotation, molecular function: nucleic acid binding.